Zingiber officinale is the source of this 1423-nucleotide messenger RNA. RefSeq lists its product as uncharacterized. The coding region runs from base 546 to 1256 and encodes 236 amino acids. The transcript is spliced from 2 exons. NCBI's taxonomy places the organism in Eukaryota, Viridiplantae, Streptophyta, Magnoliopsida, Zingiberales, Zingiberaceae. The record is from RefSeq and is a predicted model, not a curated record.
CUUCAGCGACAAAGCGAGUGGUUCUUCACGACAAAAUGAGGCAGGAGCGCCGAUCUUCGCCAGGCUGGAGUUUUUCUUUCUCCUCUUCCUCCUCCGGCCAUUUUCUCUUUUCCCUCGAUCUCGCUUUCGCCACCAGAUCCGCGCGCUGUUAGACAAUCUCUGAAACCAGUAGUGCUUCUCCAGGGUUUCGGCGUGUUGGGUCGGCGAAAUGGACGCGCUGAGGAGGCAGGCGAGCAAGCUGCGGGAGCAGGUCUCCAAGCAGCAACAGGCCUUUCCGCCGCCUCGCCGCCGACCGCCGCUUCCGCCUGCUGCAAUCUCAACGCCACCUCGCCGCCUCCGGCGUCUUCAUCGUCGCUCCCUUCGACCAGCAAUUGGACUUCUUCCCACUAGACAACGCAGCGGGCUUGCCACCGUCCUCGAUCGCGUACCUCAAGGAAGUCGGCGAAGCCGCCUUCCUCCUCGCUUCCUCUCGCGGCCUCCUCUUCUACCGUUACUACGGCGGCGCUAACUUUUUGGUCGUGAACCCCGCCUGCAACGAAAGGAGGAUGCUCCCUGCCCCGCUGGAAGAAUGCUCCUCGCUGCCGCUGUACAAUGGCUUGGCCGUGAAGUUCCUCGACGACGACGACGACCACCUCAAGUGCAAAUAUCAACUCGUGUACCUACUGCCCAUAAGUUCGACAGUAUCGUCCACCCUGUACCAGCUCUGCCUCUACGACUCGGCCGCCGGAGCCUGGAUCGUGGACGACCGGCAGGUCGACUUGGGAUCGCCCUCCCUGAAUCUGAAAAAUCUAGUGUUGUUUGAGGGCUCCGUCUUCGUCUCCUCCAGCUCUGCAUCCCGCGUCGCCGCCAUCGACACCUCCACGAGGCUCGUCAACUUCUUGCCGGCGCCCGACUCCGUCUCGCAGGGGGACGAGAUCAACGUGGCGGUUUGGGAGGAGGCGGGAAAUAGACCGUGGUUGUGCCUGGUGCAUUACGAUAGACGCUCCUGCAAAUUCACAUUGUGGAGGUGGUCGAAUGGAUCGAUAUGGGUUAAGUUCAAUGAGGUGGUAGUCGAUCGCCGGCGACAUGGAAAAGCAAUAAAGUAUUUCAUCCUUCAGGACGGUGGAGCGAUGAACGGAAUGCUUCUAAUUUUCGACGGCCACAGUAGUUCAUUUGCUUACUCCUUCAAGUGGCAGCAGUUUACCAAGUUGAGUACGAAGAUGAGAGAAUCCUACAGCAGAUUCAUAACCUACACAAAUUCUCUUCGGCCAUGCUAAAUGCUAAUGCUAAAUUUGUUAGGAUGCUAAUGCUAAUGCACCACUAGCAUUGAACUGCCUUAUUUUUAUUUAUCAAUUUGCUCUUUCAUUAUAUGUUCAUAUUAUUAUAUUGUUAGUUCCCUUAUAUUACAUUCAUCUACAUGUACCUUGUUAUAUCACAUAAAAUU